AUUCCCUUUCCUGAAUUCCUUCAAUGAUCUAUCAUCUACUUGGAUCACGAAAUACUAAAAUCAAAAUCUCGUAAUCGCGAAAUGUCAUCGGAACCUCCGCCCUUCCAGGAAGCCGCACGCUGCGACGUUUGCAAAUGCAGUUUCAACACCUUCAGACGACGGCAUCAUUGCCGAUGUUGUGGGAGAACAUUGUGCCAUGAACACUCAUCCAAUCAAAUGGCAUUACCACAAUUUGGCAUUCAAUCCAAUGUCAGAGUUUGCUCUGAUUGUUUUAACGACUCUCGAUCUGGGAAAGAUGAUCCGCAGGCUUCUUCAAACAUUAUUGAUGCAGCAACAGAUAUGGUUUCAAGAGUUGAUAUUACAGGUGCUGAUGCAAAGGAUCACUCUGUUGUAAGUCUGCAACCUGUGGUUGAUAGCUCAGAGUGUAAAUGUGGGAUGCCUUUAUGCAUUUGUGAAGCUCCAGUUCCAGCCCUGGAUCCAGAUCCCUUGAAGAUGCAUACUGCUUCCUUGUCCACUGCUCAGUCCAAUCCAAGGCCAAAAAAGAUGGAAAAUAUUACAAAACAAUCUACUGUUUCAAGCAGCAGGCCUAGUUCAUUCAUCUCUCUUGGUCAACUGAACAAUGGUCUCUUGGAUAAACCUCGGAUGGAUUAUGAAGCUACUGGUGAGGGUUUAAGAGAAGCUGUUAAGAAUAGUGACAUUGCUGCAGUCAAGAGGUUAUUGAGUGAGGGUGUGGAUGCAAAUUACUGUGACAAGCAAGGAUUGUCUUUGCUGCAUUUGGCUUCAUUGUUUAACCAAACUGAGAUUGCUUUUAUUCUCAUGGAUUAUGGAGCAAAUCUGGACUACAAGAAUGCACAAGGGGAAACACCAUUGGAUUGUGCACCUAUAAUGUUGCAGUACAAGAUGCGGAAGAAGAUUGGAGAAGAUGGUGCAUAAGGGAAGGCCUGUGCCAUGUCACGUCAUGGUAGAAGCGAAUAACCUCUUUGUUGAUCUAAAUAUAAUAUGUAUUCAUGCCUUAAAUCAUCUGCUUCUGUACCUUUUCUCCUGUUAACGAAAGAUGUAUUCUCUUUCCAUCCUGAUUCCUGACCACGCUUUGUGAUGCUUUGCAAAAUAAAAAGUUUGACACUGAUUUGCCAUCGAUC
This is a messenger RNA of Nelumbo nucifera (sacred lotus), 1139 nucleotides long. Its product is annotated as Ankyrin repeat family protein. Gene Ontology annotation, molecular function: phosphatidylinositol-3-phosphate binding; metal ion binding; ubiquitin binding. The record is from RefSeq and is a predicted model, not a curated record. Gene Ontology annotation, cellular component: ESCRT-0 complex. Gene Ontology annotation, biological process: protein transport to vacuole involved in ubiquitin-dependent protein catabolic process via the multivesicular body sorting pathway; protein targeting to vacuole. Lineage: Eukaryota; Viridiplantae; Streptophyta; Magnoliopsida; Proteales; Nelumbonaceae.